Callorhinchus milii (elephant shark) is the source of this 657-nucleotide messenger RNA. Its product is annotated as nucleophosmin. Gene Ontology annotation, cellular component: nucleolus; cytoplasm; ribonucleoprotein complex. Gene Ontology annotation, biological process: regulation of centrosome duplication; ribosomal small subunit export from nucleus; positive regulation of transcription by RNA polymerase II. Lineage: Eukaryota; Metazoa; Chordata; Chondrichthyes; Chimaeriformes; Callorhinchidae. The record is from RefSeq and is a predicted model, not a curated record. The coding region runs from base 43 to 657 and encodes 204 amino acids. The transcript has 6 exons. Gene Ontology annotation, molecular function: RNA binding; chromatin binding; histone binding.
CUGCGCCAGGACGCGACUUCCGGUCCGCAGGGGAGAGAAGCGAUGGAGGAGAAGAGGGACCCGCAGUACCCGAGUCUGGUCACCCCCAGUGUCUACAUGUUCGGAUGUAUGCUGAAGGGAGACAGAAAGGAAUACAAGUUCAAGGUGGAAUGUGGGCGAGCAGCUCACCAGCUUGUUCUGAGAACGGUGUGUGUGGGCUCCGAGGCCAAAGAUGAGGUACAUCUGAUCGAGCUGGAAGCCAUGAACUCGAGCGGGAAAAUGACCAAAGUGCCUUUAACCACUCUGAGACCCUCAAUCCUGACCACAAUGAGUCUGGGAGGGUUUGAAGUGUCGCCUCCGGUCUCGUUCCACCUGAAAUCUGGCUCGGGUCCUGUCUACAUCAGCGGAGAGCACAUCGUGGGGCUGCCCGAGUCGGAGUCGGAAUCUGAGGAGGAUGGUGACAGCUGUGCCAUGAAAAAAAUGCCCGUUAAACGUGAGUCACCCCCUGGUGCUCUACACCCUUCGAAGAAACUGUUCCAGUUGGAGAAAGGGGGGAAAGGAGUGACGGCUACCAAAGCUGGCACGGAAGGCGAUGAAGAUGCCGAUGACGAAGAUGAUGAUGAAGAUGAUGAUGAUGAUGAGGAGGAGGAGGAGGAGGAGGAGGAGGAAGAAGAGUGA